AUGGCUGCAAAUGCGAGGAGCCGUAGACUCCGUGGGCACGAACACGCACCUUUCACACUCUAUUUGCCGCCGGGAGCUAUAGCCUGGCCUAUAAAAGGGAACGAGGGAGAUUACUGGAACUUCAAAAACGCGCGCGAUGCCGGCCAUCGCAUGCUUGCUGGUUCGUGCCACACCCAAACAAAAAAAUCCCUGACGGUCGACAUAUUUCCUGUCGGCUUUGUGCUAAAGCCGACAGGAACUGGUUGCGAAACCGACAGGAAAUACGUCGACCAUCAGGACCCACGGCUGAAUGCUCAAACUGAAGCGCUGUCAAGAAUUGCUUCCUAUCAGCUAAUCGUCAGGGAAAGUCAGAUCUUCCUUGAGAGUGGUUCCUAUCACCAAGCCAUCACGAACAUAACUCGUGACGAUUGGUGGUCGAUGGACAAUCACCAAGCUCAGCAGGACAACGAGGCUGCUGAUCCUGGGACGAGGCCCUUGCUGCGACCACAACAAAUGCAUUUGGGGCAACCUGUUGCUGAUGGCGGUUUGGGUCCUCCUGGUGCAGCCGAGCAUCGUCAUCGCGGGAACAUCCUGUGGCUCACUAUCCUUGGAUGUUUAUUCCUCACAUUCAACUCUGGAAUGGCCAUCUACCGGUCCCAAGGUGAACGUUGGGCCGUUGCGUUCGUCGUCUUCUCCUACCUGGACUUGCUCCUACUCUUCUUCAGUCUCAGAUGGUACGAGAGCGCCGAGCCCGGCUCGUUAACAAGGGACCGUCUCAAAGUAGUUAUCUGGGUGCUCACGACAGCGCUUACCCUACUAUUUACGACUAAGGUUGCAACCGUCAUGCCCACCGUAGUGGUCAUGGUAGUUUGGUUCAUGGCCUUCUCCACUAUUGGAGGAGGCUUCUAUGCAUUCUUCUAUUAUAGUGAAAAAGAGUGA
This is a messenger RNA of Miscanthus lutarioriparius, 918 nucleotides long. The record is from the annotation of a GenBank genome assembly. NCBI's taxonomy places the organism in Eukaryota, Viridiplantae, Streptophyta, Magnoliopsida, Poales, Poaceae.